Molecule: messenger RNA, 4317 nt
Organism: Mercenaria mercenaria
Lineage: Eukaryota; Metazoa; Mollusca; Bivalvia; Venerida; Veneridae
Exons: 4
Coding region: 436-1044 (202 amino acids)
Source: RefSeq, a predicted model, not a curated record
ACUGGUCACUGUCUAUAGUGUAUAUAGAUAUAAUAUAUAGUUAGAACUUUGAGGUGGUAACUAUAUAUAUCAAAUCAGAAAAUAGCCUUCCUAAUAAGCCAUAUGAGUAAGGUAACGAAAGCCCUUCUCUGUUAAAGGGAGUGUAGUCCAACAAAUUUGACGCGAUCUCGGAAAUAUUGAGAUAAUUUUUUCAUUUGGGCAAUAUAUAUCCCCACUCGCGUCAAACACUCGAAAGACCAAAAUAAUGGUCUUACAUAGACUAAGUGUGACCAUGCUGCAACAAACCACAGACACUAGCUUGCGUUCUUAGUGAAAUUACCCUUUCUGGCAAAACUCAUCUGGCAACAUCUCACGACUGAUGACUCUUGUGCUGUUAAUGACAACUAACAAUUAAUGAUACAACAAUGAUGUUCCUACCAUUCAAAUAGAAAAGUUAUGGCUUCACCAAACUUGUCAGAAAGAGCGCACACUCAGACAUGCAUUGAGCAUGGUCAAAGACUUAGAAAUGAAGGAAAACUUGGUGUGCCUGGAGGUCGGAGACUGUGGAGACAAAUGCUCAUUGGGUUUAUUUGUGCAGCAAGUCUAGGAGUGAUCAUGUUGAUAUUGGGAAGUGUAUUUAUUGGGAAUGCUGUCAAAGGUGACACAUCCAUUACAGUAAUGUUAUGUGUACUAGGAAUGGUGUGUGGGUUGAUAAUCCUUGUUGGGACAGGAAUCCUGGGAAAGAUGUUACUAUCACGAAAAAUGAGAACUGGUGAAGGUCAGCUGAAUCGACACCAUCAUCCUGAUGCUUGUCCUUAUGCUUGUUCAAUCAUUUAUACUCCCUCUCAAGAUCAGCUCAAUGGUCCUGUUUUCCAAGAUCCACCACCAGCUUACGAGAUGGUGAUAUUUUCACGGAAUCAACAGCGUUUAUCAGAUGAAAACAGUGUAGCUGGCAGUAUAGAAUUCAAUGAUGGCACAAGAUGUACCUCACAGCCAGUUUUAAUGUCUCCGCCAAAAUAUUCCAUUGCCGCUGCUCCGCUUCCACAAUAUGGAGAUCCUGUAUGAUAGAAAUAGUGCUUUUGCUGUGGAGAACUCGCUAUUGUGUUUGUAUCACACAUGUUUUGUAACAGUGAUUCUUGUUUUGAAAUUCGUGAUAGCAAAAGCAAUGUUAUUAUGUGUCAGUCAUAAACACUGCAUAUUUUGUUUUUACUUUUAUCGAGGCCAAAAUUCUUGCGUUAUGUUUUUGCUGCUCUUCAAAGAAGAGGUCAUUGUUUUAAUUAUUUUUAUGCUACCAUUGAAGAAGAGGGUGUUUGUUGCUUUACUGAAUACAAGAUGGAAGAAAAGGAGUAUUUAGUGUAAUAGAUGUAAUUUAUAUAAAACCGAGAUUUGAAUCAAAAGUUACUGCAUCCUCUUAAAACAGAAAUAUAUUGUGGUAUGAAUUGGGAAUUGGAAGAGGCAAAUAGAUAUAGAAUACAAAUGAUAAAUAUGUAUUUCAAAUGUGCAGCAAUAGUUGUUCAGCAAAUACUACGAGGACAACACUGCCUGUUUACCCUUCAUCCUGAAACAGUCGUUUUUAAAGGGACAUGCCUCCAGAUUUUUAGGACAGUCUCAAAUUUUCAAAAUGAGUUUCACUAGGUAAAUACUGCUUAGAACUCACUUCGGUUUUAGUUUUUAUUAUGCCCCAUUUCAAAGAAGAAAGAAUAUAUUAUUUUGCUCAUGGGUUGGUUUGUCUGUCAGUAGAGCAUUUGGUUUUCAGUCAAUAACUUGAGAAUGCUUUGGUCUACUGUGGUCAGACUUCAUUGGAUGAUUGCAUGCCUUUGAUCAGUAGGUUACUACUAUUGUUUCCAUUAGGUCAAAUGUCAAGGUUACAGUGACUUCCAGAUUGAAAAUAGUUUCAAAUCAAUAUCUGGAGCACUUUAUGGGCUUACAACUGACCAAAGUGCGUAGGAUAAUUGUCAUUGGUUAGGAGAUAACUUUUACUGAUUUUGAGUCAGUACCUCAAGGGUCAGGGUCACAGUGACCUUGAUAUUGAAAAUUGUUUCUGAUUAAUUACUGGAGAAUGCUUGGACAUUUGGCCACCAGACUUCAAAUCUUCUGUAGUCAGUAGAUGUCCCCUGUCAUAAGGUCAAGGUCACAGCAUAAUACAUUACCAGUUUCAACAGACAGGCCAUCAAGGGGGACAUACAUAAUUUACAAACAGCUCUAAUUUGAAAUUGCUAACAAAAGUAUUUCCUAAAUUUCAUUUUAUAAAAAGAUUUAAAAAUACAUCAAUCUGGAUGCAUGCCCCUUUAAUAAAUGAACUCCAAACCUUUGCCUUAAAUUUCAGUUUGAAACUGAAUAUUUAAAAAGAGGGGUUUUGUAUUAUUCUGAAUUUGCUUAUUGUUGUUUUAUGCCUUGAAUACCUCUACAUUGUCAGUCAAACUGUUGUUAAAUCACUCUGCUGUUACCUGAUCAGUCUGAAUCCAUGCAUUUAUUUAGCAACUCUCAAUUUUGCUGUUGAACUAUUUCACUGUAGUCUGAUUUCUUUGUUGAAUUACCUUCACUGUAGUCUGAUUUUUGUUGUUAAAUUAAUUUUGUUACUGUCAAUUUUAUGUGUAAGCUAUUCAUGUUCUCAGAAAUGGGUUGUAUAUUUCAAGCAAUUGAUAUAUAUUUAGAAAUUGCUGUAAACCUUUUAUAUUUCAUUGUCCCAUUAAAUACAUACAGUAAUUUGGGGUUUAUAAACUUUUUUACCAGUUAAAAAAGCUGUAAAGAUUACCAGUAGGCUUUCAUGUGAACUUUUGUAUGCUGUUAUAGAUUAAAAAGCUGCUAAAAAUUUAUUCUCUCAAAGAGAUGUCCACCAGAUAUGGAUCUUCAUCCUAGUGUAUUAUAUCAAAAUUCAGGAAAUCAUAUAGACUGUUAAUUACUUAACAUUAUAAAAUUAAUAUUAAUAAUGUUGAUGGAUGCUAUGAAAUUCAGCAAGAAUUUUGAUAUUUUGCAUGACCCCAUGAGCUGUUAAUUUAAAAUGAUCGAGUUUUUUUUUUGUUUUUUUUUUAUAAAAUACAAAACUUUACCGUAUUUAUCUGUAUAUAAGGUCUUUACCCCAGGGCUAGACUCAUUCACACAUAAAUACAAGUGGGAAUCAGCUACGGACAUGUGGAACUUGCUGCAGUGUAAUGUGAUUAUUGACCAAAAAGAUAUUAAUUCAAUGAAAAUGAAACUGCAGAAAAGUCUGAACUGCCCAGCAUACCGCUACCAGAAAGUAUUCUCUUCUCUUAAAUUUGAUCUGUUCUAAUUUGGUGUGCAUCAGGAGUAUAUUAGCAAGACAAAUGAAAGUUUAUCCUCCAGGACGGCUUGCUUUCAAAGAUUUUUGUUGAGCCCUGGGCCUGUAUUCACAAUUCGCAAUUUAAACCUUAAGUUUAGACUCAAGAAUGGCAAAUAUUCAAAUGAGCCAUGCCAUGAGAAAAUCAACAUAGUGGGUUUGCGACCAGCAUGGAUCCAGACCAGCCUGCGCAUCCGUGCAGUCUGGUCAGGAUCCAUGCUGUUCGCUAACGGUUUCUCUAAUUGCAGUAGGCUUUCAAAGCGAACAGCAUGGAUCCUGACCAGACUGCGCAGAUACGCAGGCUGGUCUGGAUCCAUGCUGGUCGCAAACCCAUUAUGUUGGUUUUCUCAUGGCACGGCUCAAAUAUGCUGUAACAUUUUUAAGAACAAAUAAAAAUGAAAUUUGGCUCAGAUGUUUGUUUUUAUAGAAUGCACUUUCAGGCAGUUUCUUUAAAAUAUGAGCCAAUGUAACAUGAUGACGGUGCAAAAAGAAAAUUUAGCAUUUUGAAGUCUGUGUGAAUUUCAGAUAUCAAACUUGAGUAAUCUUGGGCCCUAUAUCCCAUUAGUUUCUGUUCAAAGUGAUGAUGUGAAAUGAAUGUAUUGUACUUGUACAUUAUAACUUACAAAUAACAUACAUAAACAGAUUUUAAUACUUUAUCUUUGAAAUUUCUUUAUAUUUUAUGUUAUAUUUGGAUGCAUGCUGUGUUAUCUAAAUGUAACUUAAUGCAUCUAUUAUAUUUAGAAUUACAGCAAAUAAUCAUUCUGUUAUAACAGUGAUAUUGCUAUAUUGUAAUUACACUGUUACUUUGUAUCUUAUUAUGGAGUUUUUGUUAUAAAGAUAUAAAAAAUGUCUUUCCUAAAUGUUAGUUUUCUUUUUGUAUACAGAUUUCAUGUUUACACGUAAAUGAAUUUAAUGUUGUAUUUGUAAGCACUUCUUACUGUGGAUGUUUUAUACAUGUGAUAUUUAUUACAUAAUAUAUUCAUGUUGUGCUUUAUACUAUCGUAUUUUUACUGUGUGAUAUUAAAAGAUCAAUGAUUUUA